Messenger RNA from Rhododendron vialii, 3220 nucleotides. RefSeq names its product E3 ubiquitin-protein ligase UPL5-like. The transcript is spliced from 3 exons. The record is from RefSeq and is a predicted model, not a curated record. Gene Ontology annotation, molecular function: ubiquitin-protein transferase activity; protein binding. NCBI's taxonomy places the organism in Eukaryota, Viridiplantae, Streptophyta, Magnoliopsida, Ericales, Ericaceae. Gene Ontology annotation, biological process: proteasome-mediated ubiquitin-dependent protein catabolic process; positive regulation of protein catabolic process; protein polyubiquitination. Bases 233 to 2965 code for a protein of 910 amino acids.
AUUCGAGGUCGCGUAAAUUGUCUGCGGGUCCUUGGUCUGAUCCCUCCCCCUGACUCUCUCUCUUUCUCUCUCCUCUCCAUAACCUGAUUUCCGUUCUCAAUUCUUAUUACUCUCUCUCUCUCGCGCUCGCUCGCUCUGCUUCGUCUUCUUCGCCAAGCUAGGGUUUCCAAUUCAAUGGACUCACCCCUACCGUAAACAGCCCCAGCCCAAACCACUGGCCUAGGCCCCUUCAAUGUCUCUCGAUUACACUCAUCCACGCCUCGAUCGCCCCUCCUCGAAGCGCAAGCUGGACGACUAUGGCCCCACCGACGACGAAUCCGACCUAGUCUCCGUCAGGAUGAGAAAAGACAACGACCCCAUCCCUGCCGUCAAUUCCCUCCCAACCAAUCCCAUCCCUCCACCUCACCACCCCAACCACCAGCAGCACCACCAACAACAAUCUUCUUCCCAGUGGGCCCCGUCCUCUUCUUCUUCUUCUUCACUAAGUCGUUUACACCAGAUUAAUCCUCCCCCCAAGCAGCUUCAAUUCUUCGUCAGAACGAUGCCGUCCUCGUCCGGACGCAGCAAAACCCUAGUCCUCAAAGCAAACUCCUUCGACACGAUCGAGUCGGUCCACGAGAUGAUCCGCGAGAUCACGAAGAUACCCGUGGACGAACAACGGCUGAUCUACGAGGGGAAACAGCUGCAGACGGAGCAGACCCUGGCCGAGUGCUCGGUCCGGAACGACGCCGGGCUGGUUUUGGUGGGCCGGAUGCGGAGCACGCUUUACCCCAAGGCCUGGCGGUUGGUCGACGAGCUGAUUAAGCUGAUUCUCCGCCUUUGCAAGGGCGAAGAAAAAGACUGCUACACGGUGUCGACCAAGGUGUUGUCCAAUAAGGUAAAAGAGUUUUUAAGCGAGAUCACUAGUGAUAAUAAUAGUAAGUUGAUUGCGGAGGUCCCCACCGCGGGGCACCUUCAGGUGUUUUCGACGUCGUGUGCCCCUGCUGCUUUAGUCAUGCUAUAUAUGUCGCCGUAUAAAGGUAACAAGGAACGCGGCGACGAAUCGAUUAGGAGGUUUGUUAGUUGGGGCUUGAACACGCUGCCUAAGUGUUUGCGAUUCCUCUGCGUGCCCAUCAUUUUAGAGUUUUGUAAGUUGAUGAAUAGAGGUGGUAGUAGUUGUCGCGACCCUUUGUAUUGCUUCUGUAGAAGUAGUCUCGCGUCGAUGAUGGAUUGCGUUCGCAUUAUGAAUGGGUCGAAGCAUAAUGUUUGUGGUGACAGUAGUAAGGCGUUGAUUUCUUUUCAAGACGUUCACCUGUUUGUUAUAGAUCUUAUGGCUAGGUUGUGUACCGAUUUGGAGACUAGCGUGACGUCGCCUGCGAGCCCGGGGCCAUCUUCGAGCGAUGUUAGUGACUUGACGGCUUUCUUGGUCCCCCUGUGCACGGCAAUCGUUGAACAUCGUGGUUCGAUGGGUUCAAUCCCGUUGCCAAUGCGCGAGGGUGAUUAUAAGUUAUCUUGUUAUGCUACGGAGAUUAAGUCUCUUCAUGUUGUGUUUGAUGCCUUAGUGGGAAGUUUGGAACAAUCCCUUGAGAAAUUGGAGGAGUGCUUGGCUGUGAAGGAGAAAAGUGAAGGUGAACACCUUCCUUUAGGCUGUGCCCACUAUCUUACUAUUUUGAAGGAUAUGAAUAGUCUCUCGAGACUUUAUUGUGGAGCUCAAGACAAAUUUGGGAGGAUAUUGAAGCGCAGAAAGGUUGCGGUAUGUCAUCUUAUUAUCAAAUAUGCUACGCGGAGUAAUGAUCAGAGAUGGCUUCUCGAGCACAAGGGCGUGACAGAUUUUGAUUGUAGGAGGCAUUUUGCAAUGAUGAUGCUCCCUGAAGCGAAGGAGGACUAUGAGGAGAUUCAUGAGAUGCUUAUUGACAGGUCACAAAUUUUGGCAGAAUCAUUUGAGUACUUUUUAAACGCAGGUCCUGAGACGUUGCGUGCGGGGUUGUUUAUGGAAUUCAAAAAUGAGGAAGCUACAGGGCCCGGUGUGUUGCGAGAGUGGUUUUGCUUGGUAUGCCAGGCAAUUUUCAAUCCCCAGAAUGCCCUUUUUUUAGCUUGCCCGAAUGAUCGUAGAAGAUUUUUUCCCAAUCCUGCUUCCAAGGUGGAUCCAUUACACCUUAAGUAUUUUAAGUUCUCUGGCAGGGUGAUUGCCUUAGCUUUGAUGCAUAAGGUGCAAGUUGGCAUCGUCUUUGAUCGUGUGUUUUUCUUGCAAUUGGCUGGAAAGAAUGUUUCUUUGGAAGAUAUUCAUGAUGCAGAUCCAUGCUUGUACAGCAGUUGCAAGAAAAUUUUGGAGAUGGAUGCUGAGAUGGUUGACUCAGAUGCUCUAGGUCUAACAUUUGUGCGAGAUGUCGAAGAGUUAGGAUCAAGGAGAAUUGUGGAACUUUGCCCAGGCGGGAAAAACAUUGUUGUGAAUAGUAGGAAUAGGGAGGCGUAUGUUGAAUAUUUGAUUGAACACCGUUUCGUCACCUCUAUCACUGAGCAGGUUGCAUGGUUUGCGCAAGGGUUCUCAGAUAUUCUUUGUGACUCGAAGCUCCAGAAGUGCUUUUUCCAAAGUUUAGAGCUUGAAGAUCUUGAUUGGAUGCUGCAUGGGAGUGAGAAUGCUAUUUCUGUUGAGGACUGGAAGGCGCACACGGAAUACAGGGGAUACAAAGAAACUGAUCCACAGAUACUCUGGUUUUGGAAGAUUGUCGGACAAAUGUCAGCAGAUCAGAGGAAGGUCCUUCUCUUUUUCUGGACUUCGGUGAAAUACCUACCAGUGGAGGGUUUUGGUGGUUUGGCUUCUCCACUGUUCAUCCACAAGGCUUCAGAGUCCUAUAAUCGCCUCCCUUCCUCUCACACAUGCUUCUAUCAGCUGUGUUUCGCACCUUAUCCAUCUAUGGCUGUUAUGGAAGAUCGUCUUCGCAUUAUAACCCAGGAACAUGUUGGCUCCAGCUUCGGUACAUGGUGAAACAUGUGUGAGGAUGUUUGCAAUUUUGGGACAAAAGGCUACUGUUUGCAGGUAAAAGAUAUUUGUCCACCCUUGCUUUUGUACAGAUCACAGCGUAGUGUUUAGCCGUUUUGUUAUUUAACUAGGUAGCAAGUUGGCAUCCCUUUUGUCGUUCUACAAUGCAAUUUGUAACUUCUUUCCCCCUUCUCCCAACUGUUUAUAAUGGUAUAAUGAUAAAUAAAGAAGGUUAGACUGAAGAUGAUUUUGUUGCUUCCA